UCAUUCACAUGUUUUCCUCCCCUUCCUGCAUGAAUAGUGUGACAAAGCAGGGGCAGCCGGGAAAAAGCAUUCAGCAGUAGUGCCUGCACUGCUUAGCUGCAUUCUCGCAACAGAUCUGGGGCAAGAGGGCAUCAGGCCAUGCAUAAACACAACUAGGGGAGAUAAUGGUGCACAGCUACUCUUAGGAACUGAAGAGCUUUAGUGGUCCUUGUUUCCCUGCUAGACAGUCUCUGGUUUGGCUUACAGAGAGCAGAGGAACUUGUGUAAGUCUUGCCUCAGUUUUUUGUUCAUCAACUUUUUUUCAAACAUGGGCUGCUCCUCGUCCAGUGCACAGACUGUUGAUCAAGAGAAAAGACCAGGUACAAAGCCAGAGGAAAGCAAUGGAGAUACAUUGGCACUCCGAAACGGUACCAUCCCAGAAGAUGCACAAACCAUCGAGGACCAGAUGCAGUUGCCUGUGCAGACUGCCUUGCCAGAUCUUCAACCGGGACCCGAGGAUGAGGCUGAGGCCGUGUUGGUAGCACUGGAGGCCCAGGAGGAUCUUGGCUCUGGGGAGGACCUCCUGACUGCUGCUCCUGAGCCUCUGCCAGAACCUGCUGCCCCUGCAGAGGCAGCCCCAGAGGCCGCUGCUUCAGCAAAAGCCAAUACAAAUCCUGAGGCUGGUGUAGCUUUGGUGGAGGCACUUCCCCCUGUGGAAGAAGCUGCCGCUGUAGAAACUGUAGUGGCUAAGGCCGCCCCGGAGGUCCAAGCCCUUGUUGAGGCUACAGCGCAGGCCCCUUCUGAUAAAUCUGUUGUAUUUGUGCAGGCAGAGGCCCCUGCUGUUGUUGCCACCCCUGUGGUUGAAUCGGUUAUAUCAGAGCCAGCAGAGGCCUCUCCUGAAGUUGCCACCCCUGCGGUUGAAUCUAUUAUAUCAGAGCCAGAAGAGGUCUCUCCUGAAGUUGGCACCCCUGCAGUUGAAUCUGUUAUCUCAGAGCCAGCAGAAGCUUCUCCUGAAGUUGCCACCCAAACGGUUGUACCUGUUGUAUUAGAGCCAGCAGAAGCCUCUCCUGAAGUUGCUACGCCUGCUCUUGAACCUGUUGCAUCAGAGCCAGCAGAGGCCCCAGUGACUGUGAAAGAGACAGCAGCUGAAGCCCCUGCUGAAGUUGCUGCUCCUGUGGAGCCAGAAGCUCCAACUGACAAUGCUGCACCAACUUCUGCCUCAACAGCACCAUGUGCCUCCUCAGAACCAGGUGAAGUUUCAGCACCAGCCCUAAGUGAGGCCUCAGCAGAAGCUGAAGCGGUAGCCCUAAGUGAAGUUGUAGUAUCAGCUGAGGCUUCAGCACCAGUGGAAGCUGUAGCACCAGUUGAAGCUGCAGUCCCAGUUGAAGCUGCUGCCCCAGAUGAAGUUGUAGUACCAGCUGAGGCUUCAGCACUAGGUGAAGCUGCCGCCCCAAGUGAAGUUUCAGCACCAGCUGAGGAUUCAGUACCAGAGGAAGUUGUAGCCCCAGGUGAAGCUGCAGUCCCAGUUGAAGCUGCAACCCCAGGGAAAGCUGCCGCCCUAGGUGAAGUUGUAGUACCAGAUAAAGCCUCGGCACCAGGUGAUGCUGCAGCCCCAGGUGAAGUUGUAGUACCAGCUGAGGCUUCAGCACCAGGUGUAGUCUCAGCUCCGGCUGAAUCGUCAGCACUCGUAGAGGCAGCACAGCUUCUUAUAGAUCCAAAGAUUGCAGCAGCAACUAUUCCAGAGUUACCUCCAUUAUCUCCAGUCAGUGUUCAGGCCCAAACCGAGCCUCAGAAGGCCGUUGAGGAAGCAACAGCACCUCCAGCAGCAACAACUGUGAGCUCAGAGUCUGCGGCAGACUGUGCAGCACCAGCAGAGGCUCCUGCGGUUGAAUCCACCCCAGCUGAAGCACCCUCGGCACUGGCCCCUGAGCCUUCACCUGAAGUGGUGUCUGAAACUAAGGCCUCUCAGGACAGCGUGAAAGCCAAAAAGGAAGAUUGAGUCGACCGAAGAGAUGCACCAAAGUAACUAAACCCCCAAAGCUACCAUUGCACGGAAAGUGGAAGAAAAACAAGACAAAGCAAUAAACGCUUACCAAACUGUACACCAGAUACAUUCAUAUGCAUGGUGCCUUGAUAACGUGUCAUUUAGGACAUUUUUCAACAUUUGUAAAUAUAAAUCUUUUUAUUAUGUUUUUCUAUUGAGACCUUUAGUGCCUGGAGCAGCACACUAUACACACAUGCCUACGCAGAAAAGGCUAUAAAAACACUUGGAUGAGACAAUAGGGUGCAAUAUUUUGUGAAAUCUGUGAACUCUUGUGAGAGUGUGAUUAAGGAUAUUUCAAAUAGCUGCUUCUGAGGAAUACAAGCCAAACGCAACUGUGAAUAAAAUUAUGCAAAGACUUUAUGGUGACACAAACACCAAGCCGGGUGACACUGCCAGCCUAAUGUUUUAUCCCCUAGAACUGAUUUUUAAAGUAUCAAAAUUUUACCAGGUUGAAUUUUUAGCUUUUAUUGAGUCUAAUUUCUGCCGUAAAGCCACAUCUCUGAUUGGUGUUUCAACAUUAUUUCAUCUAAGCCUUUCUAAUAAGGUUCAUUUAAUUAAUAGGAAUGACAAUACUAAAUGUUAACAGGGUGGACAGUGUAAUACUCAUAAGCACUACUGUAAGUCAAAUCUGUGUUUUUUCUGUUUUAA
Messenger RNA from Etheostoma spectabile (orangethroat darter), 2671 nucleotides. Its product is annotated as calphotin. Lineage: Eukaryota; Metazoa; Chordata; Actinopteri; Perciformes; Percidae. The record is from RefSeq and is a predicted model, not a curated record. Bases 308 to 1978 code for a protein of 556 amino acids. The transcript has 5 exons.